This is a messenger RNA of Crotalus tigris (Tiger rattlesnake), 3249 nucleotides long. RefSeq names its product T-box transcription factor 5 (gene TBX5). Gene Ontology annotation, biological process: cardiac left ventricle formation; positive regulation of DNA-templated transcription; regulation of transcription by RNA polymerase II. Gene Ontology annotation, cellular component: nucleus. NCBI's taxonomy places the organism in Eukaryota, Metazoa, Chordata, Lepidosauria, Squamata, Viperidae. Bases 1281 to 2843 code for a protein of 520 amino acids. The transcript is spliced from 9 exons. Gene Ontology annotation, molecular function: DNA-binding transcription factor activity, RNA polymerase II-specific; RNA polymerase II cis-regulatory region sequence-specific DNA binding. The record is from RefSeq and is a predicted model, not a curated record.
ACACAAUUUGGCAUUUUGGAAAGCAGGAAUAAAAACUGAGAAAGGAGAAAAGGAAGGACACUUCCCCCCCCUUUGGUUAGAAAACCUAUCUGGAACAUAUCGAAUAUGAAUUUUGCAUACAUUUUCUAGGCAUACAAUAAUCUAUCAUGUGCUGUCUCUGCUUAUGGAGGACUAAAAGCUUUUCUCUUUCUUUUCCCCUUCGCUAUCCAUUUUCCUGUUUCUCUUCCCUUCUUUCUUUCCUUCUGUUUCACUUUCAUUGUCCUUCCUUCUUUCCUUCCUUCCUUCCUUCUGCAUUUUUUCUGAAGGCACUAAAUGUGUCUAUACGAAUAUAUAUAUUUAUAUUUAUAUGAGCAUGUCUUAAUAUGUUCUCAAAUUCAACACUCCCCCCCACACACACACAUGCAACCCAAUCUAAGUGCACAGGCAGGCCCCACCUUAACUGACAAUUUAAAGAGCUCAGUGAAACUCUUGGCAAUUAUAUUCACACAUUUCAUCUGAGUAAUUUGGGGGUGCCUGUAUCACCCCCUCUUUUCCCAUUACUCUGUGAGGAAACAGCUUGUUUUGCCAACGAAUGAAAUACCAAAUAACUGUGUGAAAUUGUGUUUCUACCUUCUGUGCAUUUAUGUGAGAGGGGAAAGAUUUAACAGAGACUUAUAUAAUUGUGCUUGUUGUAAUUUGAUGUUGUUAAAUAUACAGCCUCUAGAAAGGAAAGCCAUAAUACAUGCCCAACUAGAAUAGUAUACCCAGGGCCCACAUUCGCACAGUUAACUAGCCUGGAUUGAAAAUUGGGAGGUUUUUUAAUUUAGCCUAUUUAUAGGAACGCUGCCCUGCUUUUAACCUGUUUUGCAAGCUGCCCCAUUUGCAAGGUCACCAUAGGCUAUUGCUGUUGUUAGGCAAGGGAUCUUGGGAGGCAGGAACAGGGUUUGUGAACCCUGGUUUAACAUGUUGUGGGAACCCAACCUCAAUGGCUAUACAGGUGAAAAAAGUGUACAUGGUGCUAGUAAUCUGUAAAUGUAGAUUUUUCCGUAAGGCCCUCAUUGAUUAUAUAUAUCCAGGUUUGGUUAAUCUCUGGUCAGGAUUAUAUUUCCUACUUCCAGCCAACCCCACGGCCCAGUUCUAACCCUGUGACUGAAUUUACACCCAAGAGUGAGGUUUUCCACCCUAAUCUGCAUUAUUUGAGCGCUCUUAACUCCAGGAAGGAUACUUAAGAUCAUUCUCCUAGGAUAUUUGCACAAAAACCUAGAAGACUGGUGUGGGCACCGUCGGAGGUAGCCUGGAGGAUGGCAGCGACAGAGGAAGACUUUGGGCUGGCAACCACACCGGGGGAUUCACCUCCGAAACAACUGAGCCCCGAAGACAAGGCCGAUGGGCAGUUGGGGGGCGGCAGUAGCAAGCAGCCAGCCUCCCCCCAGCCAGCCUUCACCCAGCAGGGAAUGGAAGGAAUCAAAGUAUUUUUACAUGAACGAGAACUGUGGCUCAAAUUUCAUGACGUGGGAACCGAAAUGAUUAUAACAAAAGCUGGAAGACGAAUGUUCCCCAGCUACAAAGUAAAAGUCACCGGACUCAACCCCAAAACAAAGUACAUCCUUCUAAUGGACAUUGUGCCCUCGGAUGACCAUCGAUACAAAUUUGCAGAUAACAAAUGGUCAGUAACUGGGAAAGCUGAACCGUCCAUGCCCGGAAGAUUGUAUGUCCAUCCAGACUCACCAGCUACUGGGGCCCAUUGGAUGAGACAGCUGGUUUCCUUCCAAAAGCUCAAGUUGACCAAUAAUCAUCUUGACCCCUUUGGCCACAUCAUCCUCAACUCCAUGCACAAAUACCAGCCCAGGCUGCAUAUUGUCAAAGCCGAUGAAAACAAUGGGUUUGGCUCCAAAAACACAGCCUUUUGCACCCACGUCUUUCCAGAGACAGCCUUCAUUGCAGUGACUUCCUAUCAGAAUCACAAGAUUACCCAACUCAAGAUUGAAAACAAUCCCUUUGCAAAAGGAUUUAGAGGCAGCGACGAUAUGGAGCUGCACCGAAUGUCACGAGUACAAAGCAAGGAGUAUCCAGUUGUCCCAAGAAGCACAAUCCGGCAAAAAGUGUCUUCUAACCACAGUCCCUUCAGUGAGGAAGGCAGGUCCCUCUCGGCUUCUUCUAACCUUGGAUCCCAGUUUCCGUGUGAGAACGGCGUCUCUAGCACUUCCCAGGACUUGUUACCCCCUACGAAUCCAUAUCCUGUAUCUCAGGAUCACGGGCAAGUUUACCACUGCACCAAGAGACCAGAUGACGAAUGUUCCACCACUGACCUCCCUUACAAGAAACCCUACAUGGAAACAUCUCCAGCAGAAGAAGACCCCUUCUACCAUCGCUCCAACUAUCCCCAGCAGCAAGGACUGAACAGCGCCUACAGGACUGAGUCCGCUCAACGCCAAGCCUGCAUGUACGCCAGCGCAGCCCCAGCCCCGGAAGCCGUGCCCAGCUUGGAAGACCUCAGCUGCAACACAUGGUCAACCAUGUCCUCUUACAGCAACUGCACAGUAACGCCCAUGCAACCCAUCGACAGGUUGCCUUACCAGCAUUUUUCAGCUCACUUCACCUCGGGCUCCCUGAUGCCCCGCCUUGCCACGGUGGCUGGUCAUCCCUCGCCUCAACUCGGGGACACCCAUGCCAUGUUCCAGCACCAGACCUCCGUUCCUCACCAGCCCCUCGUCCGGCAGCAAACCAGCAUCCAGUCUCCUCCUGGAAGCUUACAGCCACCUGAGUUCCUCUAUGCCCACGGGAUGCCCAGGACACUUUCUCCACAUCAGUACCAUUCUGUUCACGGGGUGGGCAUGACUGCAGAAUGGAGUGAGAACAGCUAACAAGGGAAGAGACGAGCCUUGUUUGGACUGAAUGUUCACAGAUAAGCACUCUAGAGAUGGACCAGGCCCUCUUCUCUGGUGAGACCAUGGGGUGGUAUCACCUCUACUUUGGUGUCUCCAAGCCACUGAACAUCACAGCACAUCUUUGCCCCCUUCUUGUGCUCUCCUCACUCAACCCUCCUCCCCGGGAUUUGCAUCAGUACCAACCUGUCCCCUUUGAUGGUUUUGUUUGAUUUGGCUUCCAAGUGAGAUACCAAGAGCUUCAUGGCUCUUCUUGAUCUCCUUUUGGUGGGGUGAGGUGGGAAGAAUACGUGGAACUUUCCCCCUUCUCUUGACUCCUCCCCUUUCUUUUUGGUGUUGAUAUUGACAAUGUUCUCUAAUAAAUGAUAAUAUAUAGCUCUCUCCA